AUGGCCGACUGGAGCACGCGUUACCUCGCGGCUCUCGAUGCCUGCGACAGACGUGAAUCAACACACAAAACAUACAUCGAUGCCNNUGUGUGUAUCCACUUUCCUCCUUCACCUCUGCUCAGCUCCACUGACAACGAUAUCCCAGAUACUCGUCUCGCCGACCGCAAGAACACCACUUCCAUCUCCGCAAACCCUACAUCUACCUCUGGCAUUUCACCCAACAACGACGAAAUCACUCGCUUGCGACAAGACCUCAGCACAACGCAAUCCGCCCGCUCCUCUCUAGCCACCCAACUCCUCACCCUCCAAACCACCACAAGCACCCUCAGCACCUCCAACGCAACCUUAACAUCCCAGCUCACCGCCGUGCACAAACAACUUUCCUCCCUAGAGCGCAAACUCAAAGACCGCGAUGCCGAACUCAAGGAAAAGAAAAAACUGGUCGAGGAAGUGCAGGAUGAGAUAUUGGCGCUGACGGUCGAGUUGAAUGCUGUAGGAAGAGACAAGGAAAAGUUGAAGAAUGAGAAUGGAGAGUUGGUGAGGAGGUGGAUGGAGAGGAUGACGACUGAGGUUGAUAGGGCGAAUCGGGAGGGUGGGUGGGAGUGA
Messenger RNA from Aureobasidium musti, 606 nucleotides. The record is from the annotation of a GenBank genome assembly. NCBI's taxonomy places the organism in Eukaryota, Fungi, Ascomycota, Dothideomycetes, Dothideales, Saccotheciaceae.